Molecule: messenger RNA, 4262 nt
Organism: Coregonus sp. 'balchen'
Lineage: Eukaryota; Metazoa; Chordata; Actinopteri; Salmoniformes; Salmonidae
Source: the annotation of a GenBank genome assembly
AGACGAAGUAUCUCCAUGACGUUUCACGUUGACCCACACGUUGGACUCUACUAGACCCAACCAGCGGGGACGAAAGUGAAGUUAUUCUCAAUAAUCGUGAUUUAACAAGGUAUGUAAAGUGUAAAUUAACACUUAUUAUUUGCUGUGUUUCUAUGAUCAUGAAGUAGAAGUUACUGAGUUUCUUACGUGCAGCUUGCUUGCAGGGUAGGAGUGGCUCUGGCUCGCUCGAAUAAGCCAGACAGCUACACAGAAACCGAUACAAUGUGGCAAGUUCUGCAUUCUCUUGCUCUGAAGGCCUUAUAGCAUUAAUCGAUUGAUCAUCUAGCGAUUUACAGGGCUGCAUUGUGCAUGCUUUCAAGUUGGUGCUUUUUGAAGAUGUUACAGUUAAUAAGUUAGCACAGCUGUGUUUUGGGCCUAUCUUCUUGUUCGGGUCUUCUGCCCUGUCCAAUGACAUUCGACCAACUUGGCAUUCUAUUUUUGCAUGCAUCUGUGGACUGUAGACCCCUUUUUGUGUUUGCAAACAUUGCCGCACGAGGGCGAUGCGCGCAAGUUGGUGGGGGAGUUAUAGAACGCCAGCAAAAAAAAUGCCUGUAUUUACAUGUUACUUAUGAGUGCAUUUCUCACUACUUAUGGGUUAUAAUAUAAUUUUAAGGCUCGUAUGAAUGUCCUGCUUAAAGUUAUGUUCGUCAUCAUCGCAAAUCAACUGCAUUAUACUUAUAAAACACUUAAACUUCAACCAGUAAAAUGGCUCUUUGGCUAGCUUUUGCUACAGCCUAGCCUAUCAAUGAGCGUUAGCAUUCUAGCUAAUUGCUGCAUCCAAAAGUUAUUUUGCAAAGAUCACAACCAAAGAAUCUUAGCAACUGUUCAAGCAACAAUUAAAACAUAAUUGUAAACGUACAGGAACCCCAAAAAGUAAUUUCGUUUAGAAAUAAUAAAAAUGCAAGGGCUUUGUUAAAUGGGCGCAGAUGGCGAUGGGCUUUCUUACACGAAUCUGUGCGUGACGUCAGUGUACUGGAAAAGGGUCUAUGCAACUUAGUUUUAGCAUGCAUAACAUGCUAGUAGUUGCUAGCUAAGAAGGAUAAUUUUACAAAUGCAAUGUUGUCUGGUCUACGCAAAACUGUAGCAGCAAGAUUUCUGAAAGAAUGUCCCAUACAAUACAACUCUUUCCCUCGUGGACUUGCCAAAGGUAACCGAACUAUGGCCCUCGCCCAAGUGUCAUCCAACAAGUGCAGUGGCGGCUACCAGAAGGUGUUCGAGCAUGACAGGUGAGCUAGCCUCGUGAAACCAGACUAACUAACCUCCCGAGAGCUCAUUCUGUUUUAGCUAGCAGAUUGUAACGGCUAAUGUGAUGCCCCAUUAGCCAUUACAGGAUAGGUACUGUUUGGCAUAUCACAGAGAAUGUUCGACCAACCUUAACUUGGCAAUACGAUCUUUGUCCUCAAUUCGGCGAAACAUGUAUCUUCCAAAAUAUCCGUGUUCAGUUGCAGGUGGUUCGUUUGAAUUUAGAAAAUGCUCUUUUUAAAUAAAUAAAAGUUUUACUCCAUGAAAUAAUCCAAAAAUGUGUUCGCCACCAUCUUGUCUAUUUCUAAUCUUCUCUCAUUGAUCGAGAGCUCUGUCUACCUGCAACUCUACACAAACAUGUUUAGAAGAUAUGUUUGGCCGAAUCGAGAACGAAGAUAGUAUCGCCAAGUUAAGGUUAGUCGAAAAAUUCUGUGCAACGCCAAACAGUACCUAUCCUGUAACGGCGAAUGGAGCAUCUCAGUAGCCAGUCUGCUAGCUAAUUCUGUUUCACUGUUAUACAUCAAUGCAACACACUGCUGUAUUUGCCAUUGGAAUACACAAAUUAUAGUUUUACAAAUUCUAUUAUUUCCAAUCUGCCCAUAUGGCUUGGGUGGAAACAUGCAGUAUGCCAGAAACGUGAUGUAAUGCAUUUUCUUUUCUCAGCACUGAGCUGAAGUGUAAAAUGAAAGUCGCUGUCUACCUGCCUCCUAAAGCAGAGAAUGAGAAGUGCCCCGUCUUCUACUGGCUCUCUGGUGAGUUCUCACAGUCCAUUGUCUCUCAUAUGUUACAUAAAGACAGUGGUCACCAUCCCUGCCCAGAAUGUGUAGGUUUUUGUUCUAUCCCAACACACCUGAUUCAACUAAUCAUCAAGAUCUUAAUUGCCUGUACACUUGCACUGGUCUAGAAUAAACAUCUGCACACGAUGACCACUGAAUUAUUCUGAUCAACUACUUAGAUUUUUCCUAUGUGUGUUGAAAAUGUUGUCCUUCACGUUUCACUGUGUGCUUCUAGGGUUGACAUGCACAGAGCAGAACUUCAUCACCAAGGCUGGCAGUCAGCAGGCGGCUUCUGAGCACGGAAUCAUCAUCGUAGCCCCAGACACCAGCCCACGUACGCACGCACACACUUUACUCAUUGCAUAACAUUCACCCUUCACUUCAAUGCUCAUGCCCACCUUUUAAUAGUAAUUAUAGCUCCCACCCUACCUUCUUCCUACUCUUUCUGUGGUGUUCAGGUGGUUGUAACAUCGAGGGUGAAGAUGAGAGCUGGGACUUUGGCACGGGGGCUGGUUUCUAUGUCAACGCCACCCAGGAGCCCUGGAAGACCAACUACUGCAUGUACACCUAUGUCACUGAGGAGGUGUGUCGGUCACAUGAUAAUAGUAGUCGUGAUGGUAGCAUUUCCUAUUACUAUUUUGAAUCCCCCAAUACUGCUAUGCACUGAUAAUCACCACCUCUCUCUCUCUUUAUUUUUUUCUCUCUCAGCUCCCUCGUUUGAUCAAUGCUAACUUCCCCACUGACCCAGAGAAGAUGUCCAUCUCCGGCCACUCCAUGGGGGGACAUGGAGCCCUCAUCUGCGCCCUGAAGAACCCUGGAAAAUACAAGGCAUGGCAAUAUGGCAGUCCUUUCAUUAUGAUAUCAUAUAUUACCAUCAUCUUUUGAAUAUAUGAAUGAAGCCCUUUCUCUUCAUCCCAUUCUCACUGCAGGCUGUUUCUGCAUUCGCCCCCAUCUGUAACCCCAUCCAGUGUGCCUGGGGGCAGAAGGCCUUCUCUGGGUACCUAGGAGAAGACAAGAAGACCUGGGAGGUACAGUAAGGGGUUACAGGAGGACUGGCCAAAUCAACGGGAUCACAACAAACAAAGUAGAAUUCCAGAACAACACCAAGAGUUUCUAAUCACUCUUCCUCCUCUCCUUUUCCUCCUUUCCAGGCGUAUGACGCCACGGUGCUGGCAGCAUCAUACUCUGGCCCACAGCUGGACAUCCUGAUCGACCAGGGCCGUGAUGACCAGUUCCUGUCGGCCAGCCAGCUGCUUCCUGACAACCUGAUCGCCGCCUGCUCAGAAAAGAAGAUUCCUGUUGUGUUCAGGCUGCAGCCGGUGAGUGCUGCCACCCAGUGGCCAACUAUAGCAACUGUUUGAUCUUGAAAUAUUUUUAGUAGAAAUACCUACUAUGUGUACUGAACUAGGGUUGGUGACUUUGCUGUAUGAUUUUCCCUGCUGCCAGUUGUUCAUCUCAGUAGUUAUAUACAAUAUGUGCUUGUUUACUGAUGUAAAAUGCAGUGAGUAUCAUCAUAUUGCUAUGUCAUCAGACUAACAGUGCCAUUAAUGUCUCCAUCAGGGCUACGACCACAGCUACUUCUUCAUCUAUUCCUUCAUCACCGACCACAUCAAGCACCACGCCAAGUUCCUCAAUGCUUAAGACUGACUGCUGGACCAGAACCCAACCAGGCUUUCUCCUCUGUGCCUUCUACUCAAACUGUGCACCUGCUACUGUCCACCUGUCCCAUCCAGAGAGACCUAGUGCCUGGUGAGCUAAAAUUAACCUGAUGCGCCUGUUGAGCUGAAAUGAACACACCUGCUAUGUUGAGUCAAGCUGAGAACAGACAAUAGUGGGGCCAGGAUGUUUGGUGUUAAGAGGAGCUUGCUUGCUAAUCAUGUGGUCACUCCAACUGUAUUUCUUUCAAAAUAAAGGUUCAGUUAUUACUUUUGAUUACAUUUGUUUCCAUCUUAUGACCUUAGGCUUAUACACUCUGACAUCUCUGAGACAAUACAAAAUACAUGUAGGUGGACUAUAGAUCAAACAUAAGACAAUGUGCUUUUUACAGAUAAGUGCUUUACUGAUAAAGUGAUGAGAAAUAUAUACAGUAUUCACAGCAGUUAAGGCAACAUUAAAGGGGUGUUUCAUGCAAUAAAAUCCAAAUUGCUGUACAACAAAUACACCAAUAUGACAAGAGGUACAAAAUUGUAUAAUAUGAUACGUCAA